Orbicella faveolata is the source of this 1730-nucleotide messenger RNA. RefSeq lists its product as uncharacterized. Gene Ontology annotation, biological process: ubiquitin-dependent protein catabolic process; protein ubiquitination. Lineage: Eukaryota; Metazoa; Cnidaria; Anthozoa; Scleractinia; Merulinidae. Gene Ontology annotation, molecular function: protein binding; ubiquitin protein ligase activity; zinc ion binding. The record is from RefSeq and is a predicted model, not a curated record. Gene Ontology annotation, cellular component: nucleus.
UUGCUCGGCCAUAAACUAUGGCUCGACGAAAACUGCCUGAAAAUGCCGCGAAAACAUUAAUUGCUGACGUUGCAGGAUGUUUCUUUUGGCAAAACGAAAGUCAGUUGGUCACGGUUCAUCAUGUGACUGCAUAUGUAAAGUCCCAGAAGAUCAGAUUUGCUUGAAGGUUCUCGAAGUUGGAAUUUAUUUGCAGUAAACCUGUUUUAACCGGGAUAUUCAAGAAAUUUCAGUUACAGGAAAUUGCACGUUGUUGAUGAUGUAAGCGGAAAAUGCCGGUUGAAACAGAAACACUAGAACCGACUUCCUACCCAGAAUACGAAAACAAAUGUUGUCUAGUUAUCAGAUGCAUUGGAAAAUUACAGAGUGAGCUUCAACUUGGAAAUUCUGCGGAGGCAGAAAAGUCACUGCAAAACACCUACAAACACCUCCAAGAGUCGACGCCAAAUGACUUUUCUUUCCCCAGUUUAGAGGAGAAACAAAUCAUAAACAGUGUAGAGCGAACAUACAUAAUCAAUUCCCCGUGGAAUUCCAAAAAUGGAACCAUUCUGUUGGCACAGCCGCGCUCUGAAAACUUAUUCGUCCGAUCUCUCAACGCUUGUGCUGCGCUGGCUCUCAACAUGUGUAGUCCUGACGUUUCUGCUGAUGCUUUGGAGCAGUCCGUUAGCCACAUAGACGGUGCCGAUGAGGAGGCAUUGAAUGUUAGUUCGGGCGUUGCUUAUAAUAAUUUAGGCUGUGUGUGUAUUUGCAAAGGAUUUUUCCAAAACGCAAAAGAAAAUCUUGAAACUGCUCUCAAAAAAUUUAAUUUACUCAAGAACUUGACCAAUGGCCACGUAGUUGAAGAGAAUAUUGUAACUGUCUGUAGCAACUUAAGACUGGUACAUCAGGCUCAAAGGGACCACACAGCUGAUCACCAAGUUCGAAGUGAGCUCUUUCCGAUGCUACGUCAAGCUCCCUUACCUGCAAGCCUAAUUGCCGUUGUAGAAUUUAAUGAAGCGUGUACCUCCUUAGAGAACCGAAAUCUUAGAAAAGCUUUGAAGGAGUUUGAGAUGUUGAAAUCUUUCUGUGAAUCAGAAUUAAAUCAAACGGAGGAACUGACAAAAUGUAUUUCGUUGAAAAUUUGCCUAGUUUACCUUUUGCUGGGAAACUCGUCAAAGGCUUCAGCAAUCAUUGACACCAAGACUUUGACGUUGGCUGAACUGAUAGAACUUCUUGAUGUGAAAGCAAACUUCCCUGUGGAUUUUUUCAUUACAGCUGCAGAGACCCUAGUAGAUAUUUGUGUACAUCAAGGUAAUCAAGAUUUGGCAUGCAAAUUUUUGGUGUAUCUUGUAAAGCUUUGUCGCGAAAGAUGUGGCGCAAGUCAUCCAACCGUUGCUACUAUUCUGCUGAAGCAGGGGCUUGUUUUAUCGAACAUGGAAAAAGUUGAGCAAUCGAGGCAAUGUCUUACAGAUGCACUAGAGAUUUUCACAAGAGCUUUUGGAUCUGUUCACCCCGAUGUUCUGAAAUGUAAUGUAAGUCUUGCGCGGUUAGAAUCUCGCGAGGGAUUCCAAGAGAAAUCUUUGCUGCACUGUCAGAGAGUUCUCGAAAAUGUAGAAGAGAUUUGCCAAGUUUCACUUGUGAAUCAACUGAAGGGUACAUUCAUGUCAAAGUUUGAUCGCAAGAAAAUAUCAGUUCCUGAAACCGUUUCUGAGNGCGUGAGUGCAAUUUCUACAGAAAAUGUAUUUGGUUUCUGA